UUUUCAGAUUAUGUUAUGUUAUCUGUGAAUUGUUCGUUGGGAAGACGCUAGGGUGUGGCAGGUAAUGCUGUUAGUGAGGUUUGGUGUGCAAUUGCUAUGGAUGGUUUUAUAUUGUUCGAAGGUUAACAGCUACAAGUUUUCAGAGACAACCAUUCAUACUAGUGUUCUGGUACGUGGUUAAUCAUGGUCCAACCAAUAGUCAGGUCACAUAGUGACCAGGAGCAGGAAAUUGAAGAAUCAACUGAUGCUGCUGUCCAUCCACAAUUAGAUGACUCAGGUGUCAGACACAGCAAUGCAGAAGACCAUUUAAUUUUGCCAGAAGAUGGUGAAUUGGAGGGGGCAGUUGGUUAUUCACCAAAUGCUAGGGCAAUUCCAGAAUUUAAUAACAUGCAUGCAGAGCGAAGACAGAGUUACUGGGAAGGUUACAGUGGAUCAGUGGCAGAAAAUAGGUCUCUUUGUCAACGGAGACAUUCAUCUGGUGAGCUGUCUGGAAGGCGUUGGCCAUAUGAAAAUUACGUUGGGCAAAGCCUCAGUAAUCAGUUUGGUCCAGGAGAAAGACGAGCCAGUACUCAGUUAGGACCACAUGAAAGACGGUCCAGUAACUCCUGGAACAUUACAGAAAUACUUAAUCACAAUCACAAUCAGUUUGCAGCUCAGUAUGUGUACCCACCAGGAAUACCACGUGAGACUGUGCUUCUUGGAUCUCAGCUAUAUAUACGAUUUCUUUAUGACGAAAUUCUGAGGCUUAAUCUUCAGGCACCAGAAUACCUUAAUCCUAACAAUGCUGACCCUCCACUCAGGAAUAAUGACAUAAACUGUAUCAGCCAAAAUCUUCGCCAACUAGCAAAUGAGUUUGCUCAGUCAGAGCUUCGUCACAGAGUUCAAGAGAGAGCUGAGUCUGCCUGUUUAGAAAAUCUAAACUUCACUACCUUCUCUGAUCUCCUGUUUGGAUUGUUUCAGGAAGGUGGGGUCACAUCAGAGCGAGUGAUUGUCCUUUUCUUCUUUUGCUCUGAUCUUGCUAUCAGAGCUCUACGCAACAGCCUGAGAGACAUUUUUUAUUUAAUAACGUACUGGAGUCAGCGGUAUAUUAUUGAGAAGUUGAGUGUGUGGGUGCAAGAACAUGGAGGAUGGGUUGCAGUUCUUCAGGAGUCAAUGAACCAUGCCUAUAAGAUUGCAGUGAUAACAUUUUGCUGUUUUGGAAUUGUAGCAAUGUGUGUCUACAUACGCAAUAACACACACUAGCAGCAUAUUGCUCACUUCUGGCAUGCAGUCGUGUGUGAUAAGUUAUU
Molecule: messenger RNA, 1289 nt
Organism: Zootermopsis nevadensis
Lineage: Eukaryota; Metazoa; Arthropoda; Insecta; Blattodea; Termopsidae
Biological process (GO): intrinsic apoptotic signaling pathway in response to DNA damage; regulation of apoptotic process; release of cytochrome c from mitochondria
Cellular component (GO): mitochondrial outer membrane
Molecular function (GO): BH domain binding
Source: RefSeq, a predicted model, not a curated record